Messenger RNA from Microthlaspi erraticum, 2745 nucleotides. NCBI's taxonomy places the organism in Eukaryota, Viridiplantae, Streptophyta, Magnoliopsida, Brassicales, Brassicaceae. The record is from the annotation of a GenBank genome assembly.
AUGGAGAAAAAUAGUCAUCAAGAGCUCACUGUGUUGGAGAGACAGAAGCUCCGCAAAUCAAUGGGGGAUCUAAAAGCCGGUGCUUCUGAUAUACUGUUCUGCGUCAGUCAAUUGAAGAUAGUUGAAGCUUAUAACGAGAAGAGGUCUCAAGAGCUAGAGUUUAAGGAGAAGGAGCUGCAGAAUCUGAGCUCAGACAUUGAUAAAAAGGUUAAGGAUUUCGAAAAGGAAAAGUCUGAAGCUGGUGACUUGAAGAAACUGGUCGAAGAAUGUACUCAAGAACUCAGGUCGAAGAAAAACGAGCUGACGACAAAACUGGACUAUUCGACCAAGAUUCAGAGAGAGAUCGAGUUAAAGAAGAAACAGCUGGGAAGCUUUACGGCUCAGCUUCAGAAGCUUUACAGUGAGGCUGGUAAGGUUCAAGAUGAGACUGAUAGAAAGAAGAAGGAGUUGUCGCUGAUUCUUGACCAAAUUCAAGAAUCGAAGAACCAGUUUGUUACGGUCGAUGAGGAACUAAAUUCUGCAAGGAGGCAGCUUGAGGUUCGGUCAUCGGAGCUACAGUCGCUUAACAAUCAGGUAACGGAUUGUGGUGAAGAGAUUGACUCGAAAUCCAAACAUUUGGGGAAAAUCCAAAAGCUGAUUGAGCAACAAACCAGUGAGCUUGGUUCCAUGCAAAAUCAGUGUGAUUCUGUGAAACUGUUGAUUCAGGAACGAUCUGAAGAGCUUGUUGCAAAAGAGAGGAGGCUCAAGGAGUUUUUUGAGGCUAUUAGCAGAAGCUCCUUUGAGAUGGCUAAAGAGAUUACAGCAGCGGAGACUCAAGUGAGUGAUUUGAAUGUAAAAUCUGAAAUGCUAAGGCAGGAGGUUGAAGGCAAAGAAAAGGAACUACAUCUGCUUAGGAAUGAGAUAGAGUCGGAGGUAGAGAAUUCCAUUCAGGUUAGGAGAGAAAUGGAAGAGGAUACAAAUAGAAAGAAGAAAGAUUUGGUGCUGAUUCUUUCCAAGAUUGAAGAAUCCGGCAAGAAGCUUGCGGCUUUGGAUGAGCAAGUGGAAUCUCAACAGACACUCCUUGAGGAGACUGAUAGAAAGAAGAAAGUAAUGGAAGAGGAGACUGAUAGGAAGAAGAAGGACUUGUCCCUGAUUCUUGACCAAAUUAAAGAAUCGAAGAACCAGAUAACAGUUUGUGGUCAAGAGAUUGAGUCGAAAUCCAAAGAAUCAGGGGAAUUCCAGAAGCUGAUUGAGCAACAAACCAUUGAGCUUGGUGCCACGCAAAAUCAGUGUGAUUCUGUGAAACUGUUAAUCCAGCAACGAUCUGAAGAGCUUGUUGCUAAAGAGAAGAGGCACAAUGAGAUUUUGGAGGCUGUUUGCAGAAGCUCCUCUGAAAUGGAAGAAAGGGCUCAAGAGGUUAAAGCGGCAGAGACUAAAGCGAGUGAUCUGAAUGUAAAAUCUGAAAUGUUUAGGCAGGAGGUUGAAGGUAAAGAAAAGGAACUGAUGCAGCUUAAGAGAGAAAUGGAAGAGAUAACAGAUAUAAAGAAGGACUUGUCACUGAUUCUUGACCAAACCAAAGAAUCUAGCAAGCAGCUUGCGGCUUUGGAUGAACAAGUGGAGUCUCAGCGUAGACUACUUGAGAAAUGUGUUGUAGAAUCAAGAAAGGGCUUCAGAUUCGACCUCGAGGUUAAAGAAAAGAGGCUCCAAGCAUUAAACAAACUGAUAACGAUCUCUGAUGAACGUCUUGGCUUGAAAUCCAAAGAACUGGUGGAAAUUCAAAGACAAGUUGAGUUACAUAAACGGCUGAAGAGAAACAUGAUCAAUGCGCUUGUUAAGCGUGGGAAACAGCCACCUAUCGAUGAUGACACCAGCCAACAAGACCAUGGAAUCUCAGCUUCUCUUACGCACCAUGAAGUCUACAGUGUUCUCAGAGUCUUGCCUAAUCCAGCAGAGUAUGUUCUGGAACUUGUACAGGAUGAUAUCAGUGAAGGAUCAGGUUCAUUACAUGACUCGUUCGCGGAAAUCUUGGUUCUUCUUUUUGAGGAGCUCGCCAAAAUUCAACGACCGGACAAGUCUCAACUGCAGCUCAAGGCCGAGAAAGUGGCAGCUCUGUGGAAAGGGAAGAUAACUAUUGAAGCUCCCACAUCAUCUCUGGAGGCCUUGGCCUUUCUUCUGUUCAUUGUGGCAUAUAACUUACAGAAAGUGCUCAUCACUGAAGGAGAAACUGCUCUACUUGCUUCGUCUAUUGCUCAAUACGAACAGGCUCCAACUCUCUUUAGCGCUCUUGGUCUCAAGCUUGAGAUCAUCUCAGAGAUUGUUUUAGGUCUUAUCAAACAACAACAAUACAUUUCCGCAGUCAGGCUAAUAUGUGUAUUUGAGCUUAAUAAAGACUUUCAAGCCUCACUUCUCUUAAGGGAAGAGAUCAAGAAUUUAAGACGGUCUGCGCUGGGAAUGAGACCAACUGAAUCCUCCCAGCCACAGGCUAAAGACGAAGAUGGUAGAAGACUGAGAGCUAUACUAGAGCUUGUGGCUGAUUAUAAGCUCAAAAUCAAGCUCCCAGGGGACCUCAUCGCUAAGCUCAUGGUUCAAAGAGAAAACUCAACCCCUCUAGUUCGUUGCACUACUUCCUCAGCAAAUCCACAAGCUGAUUCUCCUAAUCCAGCAGCUCAACUUUCAAGUUUGACUUUGCCAGUUAUGUCAUCUGAUGUUGAUUCCAAAAAUGAACGUCCUUCACUCAUCUUCACAUAUCAGAGGAGAUGCAACUGA